GUUUCUGUUUGAGUGUCGUUUGUUCCGUUGGGGUCAGACAGCUUCUCAAAGGACUCACACAGACAGAUUAGUCAUACCCGGACCGUUACUCAACCCCGUUGUGAGAAUCUCACAGGGAGAGACAGGCAGCACACACCGCAGAGAGCAUGAAGUGGGCGUGUCUGCUAGCGGGUUUCCUGCUCCAGAGCGCAGGGGUCAGACGGAACCAAGUCACAGGAGCGGUGUGGAAGCCGUGCGAGUCCAGGAGCUCCUGCGAGGAAUGCAUUGAGAGCCAUCCGGACUGUGCCUGGUGCAAACAGCUGAACUUCACGAAGGCCGGGGAAUCGGACUCCAGUCGCUGUGACUCAGCGGAGAGUCUGAGGCAGCGAGGGUGUGCAGGAAGCGAGAUUCAGAACCCCAGGAACGUCCUGGACAUUAACAAGGACAGGCAGCUGAGACAGGGAGAGGAGGUCAGGGGUGGGGAGGAGGUGGUGCAGCUGCAACCACAAGGACUGACCCUAACUCUGCGCCCAGGGGCUCCUCAGAGCUUCACGGUGAAGUUCAAGCGCGCCGAGGGCUACCCCAUAGACCUCUACUACCUGAUGGACCUCUCCUACUCCAUGAAGGAUGAUCUGGAGAACAUUAAGAAGCUGGGUCAGGAGAUCCUCACCGCUCUCAACAAAGUCACACGCUCUGUGAAGAUCGGUUUCGGUUCCUUCGUGGAUAAGACCGUUCUGCCCUACGUCAGCACGGUGAAGUCCAAGCUGUUGAACCCGUGUCCCACGCGCCUGGACACCUGCCAGCCCCCGUUCAGCUUCCGCAACGUGCUGUCGCUCACGGAGAGCGCGGCGCUGUUCGAGGAGCGCGUCAGCGAGCAGAGCAUCUCGGGGAACCUGGACUCCCCCGAAGCAGGGUUCGAUGCCAUGAUGCAGGCAGCCGUCUGUCAGAGAGAGAUCGGCUGGAGGAACGUGACCCGGCUGCUGGUCUACACCUCGGACGACACGUUCCACAUGGCCGGGGAUGGCAAGCUGGGCGGGAUCUACUUCCCCAACGACGGCCACUGCCAUCUGAACAAGGGGGGUGUGUACGACAGGAGCACCUACUACGAUUACCCCUCGGUGGGGCAGCUGGCUCAGGUCCUGUCUGCCAACAACAUCCAGUCCAUUUUUGCCGUGACGGAGAAGAUCUAUCCCACGUACCAGGAGCUCAGCAGACUGAUCCCGAAGUCUGCAGUGGGAGUGCUGACGAGCGACUCCAGCAACGUGGUGCAGCUCAUUGAAGAUGCCUACAACAGCCUCUCCUCCACCAUCUACCUGGACCCCCUGCAGCUGCCUGCGGGGCUCAGCGUCUCCUUCGACUCGCACUGCGGGAACCACACCGUGCACGGGCAGAGACGAGGGGAGUGCACCGGGGUCAAGAUCGGGCAGGAGAUCAGCUUCACCGUGACGGUGACCAGCGCGGAGUGUCUGACGGGCAGCCAGCACUUCAUCAUCAAACCACAGGGCAUCAACGAGGAGCUGCAGGUCACUGUGAAGACAGCGUGUGACUGCGGCUGCGGAGACGAGGAUCCCUCAUCACAGCACUGCAGCCAUGGCAACGGCUCUCUGCACUGCGGCGUCUGCAGCUGUAAUAAGGGCAGGCAGGGCCGCCACUGUGAGUGCCAGCUCUCCGGAGACGAGGCCAGCGACCUGCAGCAGAGCUGCCGAGCUGGUAACCGCUCGACGCUGUGCAGCGGACACGGGCGCUGUGAGUGCGGGGCCUGCCUCUGCGACAAGAACAGGGGCGGAGCCCACUGUGAGUGUGACCACACUGCCUGCCCGAGACACAACAACACGCUGUGUGGAGGCAAGGGGGAGUGCAGCUGCGGCCAGUGCGUGUGCUCGCAGGGUUUCACAGGGGAGGCCUGCGAGUGCCCUGCUGCCAAUACCAGCUGCGUUCCUGAGGCGGGCGGGGAGCUGUGCAGCGGCAACGGCACCUGUGUGUGCAACCGCUGCCACUGCAAAGAGGGCUACAUCGGGAGACACUGCCUGACAUGCAUCAACUGCAAAACAGACUGCCAGAGCUACGAGACCUGUCUGUUGUGUGAGCUGGACGGGGGGCACUGUGAGUCAGAGUGCAAGGGAGCCCUGAGACGAGAGGUAAAGAAACUUCCAGAAGACACCUGCAUCCUGGAUAACGCCAUCUUCCGUGUGAUUCCACCCAGAGAGGAAGGGAGUGGGGUCGUCAUUGAAUACGUGAGGAGAAUGUCCCCUCCCAGCACCCUGACCAUCGUGGGAGGCUCUGUCUCGGGAAUCGUGUUCAUCGGGCUUCUUCUGAUCAUGCUGUACCGCAUCAUCAUCUUUUUCUACGACAGACAAGAGUUCCGCCGCUUCGAGAAUGAGAGGCAGAAAGAGAAGUGGAAUAAGGACGAUAACCCCCUGUUUAUACAUGCCACCACCACUGUAAUGAACCCCAACUUCGAAGAGAGCUAAACCAGCCACACAGCCUGCAGAGAGCCAGGACGCGGAGGACUCGCAAUCCACUCCCUGUGUCUAACGAGCUCCCCAGCACUGUAACGCAGCCUGGAUCCCCACCUAAACCAUCCCCACCCCCCCUGCCUUUCCCCUGUUCGAGAACCCCUUAAAGACUUCCCAUCAUUCCCUGCGGACCAACAUGGGUGGAAGAAGGGAGGCCGUGUCAUGUUGCUCCUGAAGAAAAUGUAUUUGAAAUGGAAACGCAUCGUGCACAAGGAUCAGGGAGGAAGAUGAACUGGGGUUCUGAAUCUUAUUAAGGGGAGGAGAAUUUUUUUUAACACAAAACACAUUUAAGAGGUGUUAAUAUUUUGCAUUAUUAUUAAUAAAGGAUGAUUUAUGAUAA
Messenger RNA from Acipenser ruthenus (sterlet), 2835 nucleotides. RefSeq names its product integrin beta-7-like. Gene Ontology annotation, molecular function: integrin binding. Bases 147 to 2450 code for a protein of 767 amino acids. The record is from RefSeq and is a predicted model, not a curated record. Lineage: Eukaryota; Metazoa; Chordata; Actinopteri; Acipenseriformes; Acipenseridae. Gene Ontology annotation, biological process: integrin-mediated signaling pathway; cell migration; cell-matrix adhesion. The transcript is spliced from 16 exons. Gene Ontology annotation, cellular component: integrin complex; cell surface; focal adhesion.